GGCACCGGAAGUAGUUUUAUUGUGCCUUACUGUAGUAUACCGUAAAGCCUGGGCGUUAAGUGUGUGCUAACGGUGUCAUAACAUGGGAUUGAUCCGAAAACUGAACGGCAUGUAAAGGUAAUCCAGGAAGCUGGGUCUCGGGUCAGUGUCGUCGCUCCCUCGGUGGACACAGGAGUCCCGCUCUUUGGCAGAGAAACUCUGGUAUGGACCUCUGUCCACAACAACCGGCGCCGCUGUUUACAUUCGGCGUAAUCGCUGACAUUCAGUACGCUGACAUUGAUGACGGAUUCAAUUUCUCCCGGACAAGGAAGCGGUACUACCGGAGCAGCCUGAAGCUGCUGCAGAACGCCUUGGAAAGUUGGUCCGACUCGGCUGUCAAGCCCGAUUUCAUCCUCCAGCUCGGGGACGUGAUCGACGGCUUCAACAAGCCCAACGGCGCCUCGCAGCGAGCGCUGGACACGGUGAUGCGGGAGUUCGCCUCCUGCCCCGUCAAGGUGCACCACGUGUGGGGCAACCAUGAGUUUUAUAACUUUAGCAGGAGCCAGCUGAUGGGGUCGCCACUGGACAGCAGCCUGAACGCGGACUGGAGACCGAAGCAGAGUGACAUCUAUGCCUACAAGUUUAGCCCGUUCCCCGGGUUUGUAUUUGUUGUUCUGGAUGCCUAUGACGUGAGCCUGCUGGGUAUACCGGAGUCCAGUGAACGGUAUAACAAGGCCAUGAAUCUGAUUAAGCUGCACAACAACAACGAGGACCUCAACUGUCCGCCAGAGUUGCAGUGCCACAGUCGGUUUACGAUGUUCAACGGCGGGUUCAGCCAGGAACAGCUGGACUGGCUGGACUUGGUGCUGUCUGUGGCGGAUGAGAAACAAGAAAAAGUUACUCUUGUCAGUCACAUUCCAGUGCACUCCGGUACCACGGAUUAUGUCUGCCUCGCGUGGAACCAAGAGGAACUCCUGGCCAUCAUUCGCUCCCACAGCUGCGUGGUGUGUUAUAUGGCUGGCCACGCCCACGACGGCGGCUACUGCCUGGACACAGGCGCGCACCACCUGACGCUGGACGGGGUGAUCGAGACCCGACCCGACAGCGACGCCUACGCCACGGUCUCCGUCUACCCGGACAGGAUGGAGCUGACGGGGAGCGGCAGGGUCAUGGACCGGGUGUUUCUGUUUUCCUGAUGACUCGGCCUAUAUGGGAGGAACUGUGACGUCAUUAAAAUGUUCCGCACAUUUUCUGACGGAUUUUCUGGGUCACUUUAAUUGACGAGAUGUACGUCUCAUAGCGGAAGACCGACAAAUGAAGUGGAAAAGACGCAGUGUCUCCCAAAAUGUCUUGUACUUGAAUUUGAAUCGAAAAUAAUUAUGUUUGGACAUUUAUUUAUAUAGGAAUAUUUUUAAGAAAUUCAUGAUGGUUGCUGCUGUUGGUUUGUAUCCCACUUUACAGAACUGAGGUUCUACUAAUGAGUUGUUAUUCACUGACUUAAACUCAGAUCUCUUCGAAUUUACUCUGGAAAUCCAUGACUAUAAUAAUAAACAAAAAACAUUUAUAUAAUAAGUGUUCAGUUGAAUGGAGGCAGUGUGUGAUGCAUUCUCUUGAAUUUGCUUGCAUAACUUUUUUUAUAUGAGUGGGAGGUUGAGGUGUGCAUCAACAGUGUGUUUAUGUAUUUUGUAUUUCCUUUCUUUGCAUUUAUGGGUGUAAAAAGAGUGACCUUUUAAAUGUAACUUUAAAACAUGUAUUAAUUCACUUUAAGUGGUGGGCUUCAGUAAUUUGAUGGAGGUAAAAAAAUUCACACUACUAUGUUUGCAGUUUAUUACAAGUAUGUAUUAGAGUAACUCAAAUAACUUUUGCUAAGAAAUUUACAUUUAAAAAACUAUGUAUGUUAUUUUCACAUUUUAGAAGGAAACCUGCAGAGCUUCUACAUACUCAAAGGUUAUAAAUAGUUUUUCCAGAACUUCUAAGUGGCAAAAUGAAUUGUUUUGGGGUAUAUAUUG
Messenger RNA from Poecilia latipinna (sailfin molly), 1988 nucleotides. It is a transcript of the gene adprm, whose product is annotated as ADP-ribose/CDP-alcohol diphosphatase, manganese-dependent. Gene Ontology annotation, molecular function: 2',3'-cyclic-nucleotide 2'-phosphodiesterase activity; CDP-glycerol diphosphatase activity; manganese ion binding. NCBI's taxonomy places the organism in Eukaryota, Metazoa, Chordata, Actinopteri, Cyprinodontiformes, Poeciliidae. The record is from RefSeq and is a predicted model, not a curated record. Bases 204 to 1175 code for a protein of 323 amino acids. The transcript has 3 exons.